AUGACGGGGGACUCGACGGCCUCGGCGGAGUUGGCGGCGGCGGCGGCGGCGGGGCUGUGGGGGACCUGGCAGGAGCUGGUGCUCGGCGGGGCGGUGCUGCGACUCGGCGCCGCCGACUGGAGCUCUAUCGCCGCCGAGCUGCGCAGGCGGUUCUCCCAUCCCUUCACCCCUCAGGUCUGUGCCGGAGCCUCCCUCCUUCGCCUCCGUCCUCCCUCCCGUAGCAUCUUCCAAUUAUCAGCAUCUAUUUUUCAAAGCAUUCCUGAGGAGCGGCGGGGGAGAGUUGGCGGUUCUCGGCGGCGAGCGGCGCCGGCCCCGUCUCCCUCUCUCUCUCUCUCUCUCUCUCUCUCUGUUCUCGCCCGCGGUUGUUCUUUUUUUUUCCCGAUGGUCCGGGGAAAAACUUCCUUUCACAAAUGGCGACAGGGCGUUUGAGAAAUGUCUUUCCUGCCCUUCCGUUUUCUCCGCCGCCGCCUGUCUCAGGGGAUUUUUUUUUUUUUUUAAAGAGACAACGCCUGCGCUCCUCAACUGUCCAAUCGAGGCGGAUAUUUAUUGCAUUAAACCCUUGGCUGCUACUUUUUUGUGAAACAGUCCUGUAUAUACUUUUUUCUCUUACUACACGACCCUACAUCAAACCCUUUUGGGAAAAGUUUUUCUUUGCGGAGGCCUACGGAGAUUUGCCACCGUUUGCGCCGAUUAUUACAAUGGCACCCUCGACUUUCUUGUCAGAGUCCCCGUCAACGCGCCAGAAAAGUUUUCCACGGCGUCGAGGCCCCCGUGUUUGAUGAGAAAGGAUGAUUUUUUUCUUUCCUCUUCGGGGCACAGAGAGUGAGAGAUGAUCACGAGUAGUAGAUAACGACACUCGGGGAAGUCUGUAAGCCUCCUGGAAGUCUCCUUGGACUGUUUGGGGGGCGGGGGGGCGGGGGGGGGGCGUGUUGACUUUAAUCUACUCGAUCGAUGAGGAGUUGACUGACGCCUUUCGUGGGGCCCGCACGGCGGGGUUUGGUUGGCAGGAAUGCGAAGCCAAGUACGAGGAUGUCCAGGAGCGAUUCUCCGACUUUGAGUGAGUUCCUCAGUUGACCUGAUGAACCCCACCUCCCCUGUGCGGAUUCUCACCUUGAGGCCCAAUACGCAAGACAAGAGUUGAAUGGGGUAUUUUAAAGUGGUGUCUGUGGUUGCUUGGUUUUAUUUUAUGAUCAUGUUGUCAUGUUCUCGUGUGAUCACUGUUAUGGUCGGUGAUUCCGUUGUCAUUUUCCCCUCUGGAAAAUAUUGAUGAGGCGGCAAAUCUACGGAUUUUUCUGGACCUUAAUUUAGAUUUUUGGUGCGUUGAAUUUUUGUUUAAAAGUCAUAUGUUCUAAGUUUUUUUGUUCUUGAGGCCUGCUACAGAGCAGAGUUCUGCUAACUCUUCUCCCCCAUGUUUUCCAGCGAUUGGUUUGAAGCGCUUCGGAGGCAGAGAGUCAAGGAACUGAAGAUGGAGCUUGCCAAAUCGGAGGACUCCAUUGGGUUAGUGGGUUGAUUUUACCUGCAGAAACCAUUUUCUUCUUUUUGGAAAAUGUCCAGCAUAUCUUCACUUGAGAAUAGUCAUGGGUUGAUGUAAUGUGGCCGAGAUCAAGAGGUUCUUGGACCUGGUGGAAAAUAAUUAAUGAGUGCGGUAUGACCUCGAGAAUAAUCAGUAUUGUGAUCUCUGGGAGCAAUCAGCUGGGUCUGAACCUCGAUAAUACCAUAGAGAUUAAGACAAUUGAACGUAUUAGUUGGAAAUCGAGUUCAUUCUUGCAGUAAUAUAUAUUAUAUCUUCGUAUGGAACGACAUGGUGCUCAGUAAUUUCUAUCUUUUGUUCCUCAGAUAUUUGCAGUUGAAACUCGAAUAUCUCAAGGCCAAGGUGGAGAGUGAACAGGGUGUGGACUACAAUUCUGGACGCUCGGAGUCCCCUUUCCCCAAUGAAAACGUGGAAGUUACCGAUGACGCUUCCAGCAAGGAACCCUUCAACGACAGAUCCUCCGCUGGGAGCUUCAUAGACGAAGUGAGGAGCGGUUGGUCGCCUGACGCUCCGAUCUUAGCUUCUGUCUCGGCACAAGGGAAGGAGGUCAAUCUGGAGGUCUCCAAGGGCUCUGCUUGGACCAUACUCAGCUUCAAUGGUGAUGCUCCUGUGAUGCCAGGAAAUCUCAGAAGGAAGAGAGGAGCGAGGAAGAGGAGAUUCCAUGUCGAGGAAUCCAAGGGUCUCCACAGCCAGGAGACAGCGGGGCCAAGCAAGGAAGGGACCGUCAGUGGAGAUUCUGUCGAGCCUUUGAUGAAUCAACACAGAGGAGAUCUGGAAGGAAUCUUGGAUGCAAUUUUGGAGCACGAGGCUGUCUCUCUUUUCUCUCAUCGACUCGACAGCCAGGUGAGAUGAAGGACAAACAGAACAGGAGCCCGCCCACGGCACGCCUGAUCAUUUUCUUCCAAUAAACACUUCAGAUCAGAGCAUGCGAUUGUUCCUUUGACAUGGAAUCUGAUUGCUCUUCCGACACGCCUGUUAAUUUCUGAUUGUUCCUUCGACAGAAGAAAUCGCGGUACAGGAAGAUGGUCCGCAGGCACGUCGAUUUCCAGACGGUGAGGUCAAGGAUAAGCGACGGCUCGAUCUCGUCCGCCAAGGAGGUGUUCCGGGACUUGCUCCUGCUCUCCAACAACGCUCUCGUCUUCUUCUCCGAGGACUCCCCCGAGCACAAGUCCGCCGUUGUCCUCCGGGGGCUCGUUGCCGAGAGGCUCUCAAUGGAGGCCUGUAGCCCCAGCCGGAGCAGCACCUCGGUGAUCAGCGAGCAGUGCAGGAUUACCAGGCCCGCUGUUUCUCAGCUAUGUGAUCAGAAGCCGACUGCACUGGAAGAGAAGCCGGAGGAGGCCCCAGAGAAGGGCCUCCCGGAGGAUAUCUCAGGCCAGACGCCUGUGCCGAAGAGGAGGGGGGUCGGACGACCAGCGAUGGGGGCCAAGCGAGGCCUCAAGAACCCGAAGGCGUCUCCUGCCAGGGCGAGGAGGAAGAUCGAGAGGUGA
Spirodela intermedia is the source of this 3018-nucleotide messenger RNA. NCBI's taxonomy places the organism in Eukaryota, Viridiplantae, Streptophyta, Magnoliopsida, Alismatales, Araceae. The record is from the annotation of a GenBank genome assembly.